AUGGCUAUGUCUCAGAUUGUGAACACGUACCCGCUUUCAAACUACAGCUUCGGGACUAAAGAACCUAAGCUCGAAAAAGACACCUCCGUCGCCGACCGACUCGCUCGAAUGAAAGUCAACUAUAUGAAAGAGGGUAUGAGGACUAGCGUUGAAGCCAUUCUUCUGGUACAAGAACACAACCAUCCUCACAUACUUCUCCUGCAAAUUGGUAACACAUUCUGCAAACUUCCAGGUGGACGCCUGAAGCCUGGAGAAAAUGAAGUUGAAGGCCUGAAAAGAAAGUUGACCAGUAAACUUGGAGGCAAUUCAGCUGCUCUUGUACCUGAUUGGAAGGUAGGAGAAUGUGUUGCAACAUGGUGGCGUCCAAACUUCGAAACCAUGAUGUACCCUUACUGCCCUCCUCACAUCACGAAACCAAAGGAAUGCAAGAGGCUUUUCGUUGUUCACUUGUCUGAGAAAGAGUACUUUGCAGUGCCCAAAAACUUGAAGCUCUUGGCCGUCCCUUUGUUUGAACUGUAUGACAACGUUCAGAGAUAUGGACCAGUUAUAUCGACCAUUCCGCAACAGCUAUCCAGAUUCCAUUUCAACAUGAUUAGUUCGUGAUUCUACUUACUUGGAACAAGAACCCUGUUUGAUGGUUAGUUACUUAGGCACGGUAGAGUGCUGUAGCUACCGGUUUAGAGAAUGAUUUGUGUGGGUUUUCUUUUACAUUUUAGACUUGCUCGGUUUACGAAGAACCGGGUUCAUUCAAGUUUCAGCACAACCAGAUUAUUAGAUCUCGUUUCUAUCUAAAAGCAUUAUCAUUAUGUGACUAACGGCGUUCUUGUCUUACCAUGGAACAUGUAAUUUCACUGAGUGUUAAAUGAUGUUUCUAUUUUGGUUACUAUGUACUCCAUGUUAGAAACAAAAACUAGGCCAUGUGAAAAAUAAAACGUUCUU
Eruca vesicaria subsp. sativa (arugula) is the source of this 939-nucleotide messenger RNA. NCBI's taxonomy places the organism in Eukaryota, Viridiplantae, Streptophyta, Magnoliopsida, Brassicales, Brassicaceae. The record is from the annotation of a GenBank genome assembly.